This is a messenger RNA of Camelina sativa (false flax), 1041 nucleotides long. The record is from RefSeq and is a predicted model, not a curated record. Lineage: Eukaryota; Viridiplantae; Streptophyta; Magnoliopsida; Brassicales; Brassicaceae.
GAUAGAAAAAAAUCCUCUCUUUCCUUAAUUUUUUUCUUUCUCUCUAACCGAUUCUCUCCUAUUGAAUCGCCGUAACUAGUGCAGCUUUUCUACUUGUGUCUUAAAGAAAACAAAAAACAAACAUUGGCUUCUCUCUUUUGAAUCUGACAAGUGACAACAGAGAGAUAACAAUGGAUGGAGGAGUUGAUCACCUCGCCGACGAGAGGAACAAAGCAGAGUUCCACGUCGACGAUAUGAAGCUCGUCUGGGCCGGUUCCCGCCACUCUUUCGAUGUUUCAAAUCGUGUUUCCCGCCUCGUCGCCGCUGAUCCGGUCUUUGAGAAAAGCAACAGAGCUGUAAUGAAUAGGAAAGAGUUGUUCAAGAACACGUUGAGAAAAAGCGUUCACGCUUGGAAGAUGAUCAACGAGCUUCGUCUUUCUGAUGAGGAAGCGAUCAAACUGAGGUCUUUCAUGGAUCAACCAGGCUUCAUGGAUCUCCAUUGGGGAAUGUUUGUGCCUGCUAUUAAAGGACAAGGCACAGAGGAACAACACAAAAAGUGGUUGUCUUUAGCUAAUAAGAUGCAUAUAAUUGGAUGUUAUGCUCAAACUGAGCUUGGUCAUGGCUCUAACGUUCAAGGCCUUGAGACAACCGUCACUUUUGAUCCAAAGACCGAUCAGUUUAUCAUUCACAGUCCAACUCAGACAUCAUCCAAAUGGUGGCUUGGUGGCUUAGGAAAAGUUUCUACUCAUGUUGUGGUUUAUGCUCGUCUCAUAACGAAUGGCAAAGACCAUGGUGUUCAUGGAUUCAUUGUGCAACUAAGAAGUUUGGAUGAUCAUACUCCUCUUCCGGGUAUAACCAUCGGUGAUAUUGGAAUGAAGUUUGGAAACGGGCAUAUAACUCAAUGGACAAUGGUUUUCUUAUGUUUGAUCAUUUUCGCAUUCCUAGAGAUCAAAUGUUCAUGAGACUGUCAAAAGUUACAAGAGAAGGAAAAUAUGUAGCAUCAGAUGUUCCAAGGCAAUUGGUGUAUGGUACUAUGGUGUAUGUAAGACAGUUUAUUGUGUC